Alnus glutinosa is the source of this 2225-nucleotide messenger RNA. RefSeq lists its product as uncharacterized. The record is from RefSeq and is a predicted model, not a curated record. The transcript has 10 exons. Lineage: Eukaryota; Viridiplantae; Streptophyta; Magnoliopsida; Fagales; Betulaceae. The coding region runs from base 212 to 1756 and encodes 514 amino acids.
CGAUCCCUGUUCAGCUUAUCGUGGCGAGUAAACGUGUAGCCCCGACAAACAUUUGAGACUCAAAACAAUUUCUAAAUACGUUUCGUCUGUUUUGCUUUUCGCCUUAAUAGCCCCAAAUCCCCCUCUGCAAAUCUCGACCUUCCAACAAACCCUAAAACCCCUAAUAUGAUCUGACCCACAUCGAUUCAAGGGUGUAUUGGGAAGACGGAAAAUGUCUGAGGAGGAAGGAGAAGAAGUGGGUACGAAGAAGAGGAGGAGUGCCCGGAUAUUGGGAUUGGAGGAAGAGAAGGAGAAGAAGAAGAGCAGCAACAAGGACCAAGAAGAGGCCAAAGCCAAAGCCAAACCCAAACCCAAAUACAUAUCUAAGGAAGAGCAGCAGCAUGAGGGGGACCCUGAACAAGACCAUGAGGAGAUGGAGGAGCAAUGUCCAAGUACAACGGAAGCAGCAGGAGAGGCACCCUCUGUUGAAGAGGGAACACUUGAAGAUGUUGCUAUCACUUUUGUUUCUUCCCCAUGUCAACAGAACAUUAUGGAUGCAUCCCAGCAGGGUCAUAUGGACGAUCAGUCUGACCAGCCACUUACUGACUCUUCCAUGCAUACGCCCCUUCCUGGGAAGUCAUCAGAGCCAUCAGAGCUCUCAGUGGACACCCUAACACCAUCAGAAACAUCCUCUUCUAUCAGAAAGAAAGGACGGGGGCCUGCAAAAGGCUUGAAGUUGGCUAAGAGAGCACAAGAAGCUAGUGAUGGAAAGUUGGAUAUUGAGUUCUCAGACAUGUCUGAUUCAGCAGUAGGGCCAAAUCAGCGGAUGUUUGUGGAUGAGGUGGUCCAACAGAUGAGAGUGCAUACACCACUUAAUGUCAAGAAGUGGGCGGAAGUACCACAGGAGGCAAAAGAUAAUAUUGUUUCAGGUGUGUUGCGUCGGUGGAGAAUCCCGGAUACACCCUUGCGAAGAGCUAGUAUAUUAAGGUUGGCGAAUCGGAGAUACCGGGGUUGGAGAGCAAAACUCUCCAAGGACUACAGUAAGUAUGAUAAUGAUGAGGACCGCAGGCGGAACCGGCCUAAAGAGGUCUCAGAGAAGCAAUGGGAGUGUCUUAUUACAUACUUUGGCACUGAUGAAUUUAAGACUGUUAGUGAUAGAAAUAAAGAAAAUCGAUCAAAGCAAAAGACGGGCAAAAUCACCGGCAGCAAGUCUUUUGCCGCUGUGAGUUACGAUGCACGGGACCCUGUGACCGGUCAGCCGCCUAAUGAAUACAGGACAUGGCUUAUGUGCCAUUGUCAUCCUGAUGGCACAUGGAGUGAUGAAGCUGCACGACAGAUUUAUGAGCGAGUUACUGAGUUAAUUACUCAGCAGUCACAGCAAGAGGGGGAGCCACUAUCCCCAUCAACUGAGGAUGAAUUGUUUCAGUCGGUGAUCGGUUCCAGACCAGUCCACCUACGAGGCCAGAGACGUGGGCUGAGUCAGGUGCAGAAACUGGCAACUGUUGAGGUUCAAAAGGAGCGUGAUGUCCUUGAAGAGAAGCUUGGUGAGAUGAAGCAGAAGUUGCAGGAGGAAAGCGCAGCACGGACCGUGAUACAGGCACAACUGCAGGCAGAGAGUGCAGCACGUGCUGAGAUGGAGGCACGAUUGCAGGCAGAGAGUGCAGCACGGACAGCGAUGGAGGCACGACUGCGUGCAGAGUUUAUGGUUGCCCUUGAUAGCCUACGAUCCCAAGCCUCUUCUAGCAGUUCUGCCAGAGGCCUAAAAUGGGCUGCUUAAACCUUGGGUAGGCCAUGGGCCUCAGAUUGAUUUGGUAAAAAAAGUUUGAACAGCUCAAGGGCCUGCGAGAGACAACAAGCAGGCUGUAUCAUACUCUAAUCAAAGAAACACAAUCAGCAGUGAAGGAAAGAGCCACGGUUUCAAGUUCAAUUGCCCGAGGAGUCCCUCUUCGCUUCACCUGCAUUUGGUAUUUAUGGAAACCUCCACAUGGGCAAGCCAACUUGUGUUUUUGCUUACUGACGCUAUUCCUGGUAGCCCAAUCAUAGAUCGAUGUAGGCCUCCCUGCCCAAGCUUUAAGUUACUACAUGUGUAGGACCUCUGACCAAAGUUUAUCAAUGCGGUAUAAAUUAAUGUUGUAUGAACUAUGAGCAUAUUCAGUGUAUAAUUGCAGUCUUCUUGUUCUGUAUAAACUCUGGGCAUAUCUGGUUGAGUGCUGAGCGUCUAGUAUGAAUGGAACAGUUUUCAGUGA